AUGGUUCAAGUGAAGCCGUUUGUUCUGGAUAACUGGGUCCGCAAGUUCAAACCUGCAGCAAGGGCAUCCCUGCACGAUACAUGCGUGGAUCCACUGUCCUUACAGCAAAUUUCUCAAUUCCGUGCCACCGAUUCUUCAGCUGUUCCUGUAAAUACCUCAAACCCACUACUAUAUGGCUCAGUACUGGGAAGUCGCGGCCUUCAAGACAAGAUCCUCUCGCUCUACGCCAGCGAGACUGGUAAUCCUGCAGACCAGCUCUCUCUUUCCGUCACUCAGGGUGCAAUUUCAGCCAAUUUCCUAGUCCUUGACACGCUUUUAGGCCCUGGAGAUCAUGUCAUCUGCCAGUAUCCCACUUACCAGCAGCUCUACGAUGUGCCCCAACGCGCAGGAGCAGAGGUCUCGCUCUGGGGAACCUGUGCGGAGAAGUUGUGGAUUCCGGAUAUAGAUGAGCUUUCUUCACUCGUUAAAGAGAAUACCAAAAUGAUAAUCAUCAACAACCCCAACAACCCGACCGGCGCAUUAAUCCCCUCGGACAUCCUGGAAAGUAUCGUCGACUUCGCCGCUGAACGAAAUAUAAUCGUAUUCAGCGACGAAGUAUUCCGCCCUCUAUUCCAUGACAUGUCUCCAGAAAAUCCAGCCCCACUUUCAAUUAUCUCCUUCGCGGGAAGGUAUAAAAACCUCAUAGCAACAUCCAGCCUUUCGAAAGCCUACUCUUUACCAGGUAUCCGAGUAGGAUGGGUGAUAUCGCCCAACGCUGAGCUAGUGAAUCAAGUCAUCGAGGCAAGAGAUUAUAUCACUAUCUCCGUUUCACAAGUCGACCAAGAUAUAGCAAGUUACGCCCUCGAUGCCCCUGUACAGGACCAGAUUCUCCAGCGAUCGCUAGCUAUAUGCAGCCACAACCUUACGAUCUUAGAGCGCUUUAUUGUGGAUCAUUCGCGGUGGCUAAGGUGGGUGAAGCCGAGUGGCGCGUCUUCGGCGUUCGUGCAGGUGCUUAAUCCGGAGAGCGGCGCUCCGGUUGAUGAUAAGAUGUUUUGUGAGAGGAUGAUAAGGGAGUGUGGGUUAUUGAUUGUACCUGGUGGGGAGACUUUUGGAACAGAGGGGGAGGGAGAUUUUAAGGGGUAUCUUCGAGUGGGGUUUGUAUGCUCUACUGAAAAGUUUGAGGAGGCGUUGAAGAUUUGGGGUAGGUAUCUUAAUCAGUUGGAUGUGUGA
Penicillium malachiteum is the source of this 1209-nucleotide messenger RNA. Its product is annotated as aspartate aminotransferase. The coding region runs from base 1 to 1209 and encodes 402 amino acids. Lineage: Eukaryota; Fungi; Ascomycota; Eurotiomycetes; Eurotiales; Aspergillaceae. The transcript has 5 exons. Gene Ontology annotation, molecular function: pyridoxal phosphate binding; catalytic activity. The record is from RefSeq and is a predicted model, not a curated record. Gene Ontology annotation, biological process: biosynthetic process.